GAAAGCAUUCGAAACCAAAACACACUUUGGCAACCAUUAUUGAAGCUAUGUCAUUGUCACAAAAAGGGACUACCAUGGGUCUAAUCUUGAUCCUAGUGUUCAUGUUAUCCGGUGAGACCAUGGCUCAAUCCGGCUGCACCACUGCACUUAUUGGCUUAGCCCCAUGCCUAACCUUUGUAUCAGGAAAUGCAUCGAUUCCAUCCGCUUCAUGUUGCUCACAGCUAUCUAAUGUAGUUCAGGGUCAACCACAAUGUUUGUGCUCGCUACUAAAUGGCGGUGGGCCUAAUCUUGGGAUAUCGAUAAACCAAACACUGGCUCUAUCGCUUCCCAGUGCUUGUAAUGUACAAACUCUCCCGGUUAGCAAGUGCAAUGGUGUUGCUAAUGGACCUACAUCGUCAGUGGCUGAUUCUCCAACAAGUAAAUCUCCAUCAGAUUCUUCUUCUAAUGAAACACGUGUUGGUGCUCCAACUAGUACUUCUACACCAACGAUUCCUGAUGUUGGUGUUCCAACUACUACAACUACACCAACGAGUCCUGAUGUUUCUUCAGGGGGUUCGAAAUCAGUCCCUUCAACAAACAAUGAUGGAUCAGAUGCAACAAUCAUUAGGGAGCCUACUCGUGUGCUAGUGGUUGCUUUUUUGGUAGCAACGUGUGCAUCUAUUGUGACAAAAUUUUGAACUGCUUCCGCUGGAAUUAUUAUGAUCUAUUGUAUCAAAACACUUUAACUUUGACUUAUAGAAAAAGUCUUUGUAAGC
Molecule: messenger RNA, 755 nt
Organism: Lactuca virosa
Lineage: Eukaryota; Viridiplantae; Streptophyta; Magnoliopsida; Asterales; Asteraceae
Source: the annotation of a GenBank genome assembly